Molecule: messenger RNA, 928 nt
Organism: Ilyonectria robusta
Lineage: Eukaryota; Fungi; Ascomycota; Sordariomycetes; Hypocreales; Nectriaceae
Exons: 2
Coding region: 55-837 (260 amino acids)
Source: RefSeq, a predicted model, not a curated record
ACUGCACUUACUGGAUGUGAAUAGUGUCCAAAGAUUAACUAAACCCGGCAUAAGAUGUCACACGUAUCUACCCAUGACGGGAAAGAUGACUUUCCCCAGCCACAGCCCUUGGAGGACCUCCCGGCCUACGAAACUGCCCUCGCCGAUACGCCGCCGAGUCGAAAUGACAUUCACGUACCAUCACCUAGUCAACCACCGACCUUUAUUCUCGACAAAUGCGCCAUCCACGCCCUCCUUGAACCCGAUCGCCUGCUGUAUGAGCUGAGCAACCCUCCCUGCCAGGCCACAACCAGCAUCUAUGGAGUCGAAAAGAUCCGAUACAAAACCUCCGAGCGGCAAGGCGAGGUCAAGGUUAGGUCUCGCGUGGACCACAUUUACGACUUCCACAACAACUUUAUGAGCCUCGGCAUGCGUGACGUCGAAAUCCUGGGCAAGGCCAGUUCGAAACGUGUCUACCCCAAGGUCAAGAUGUCGCAGGGCCUUGGGCCGUCAUCCUUCAGCAUCAAAGACCACUUCAAAGUUGAGCAGCCCGUCCUAGAUCGGAUGCAGAGCGGGACGGAGCUAGUUUGGAAGGACAAUAGCGGCGUCGACAUUGCGCAUGAAACGCUAGUCGACCGCGACGAACAGGGCAACGUGACAAGACUGCCUCAGCUGAAGAUGAAAGUUGUUCUUGAGGAAAAGGACCUGGAUCUGUUGGUGACGUGUUGGUGUGCUCGACUGUGGAAGGAAGCUCAGAAGGACCUGGCUGAACCCUUCAGUUGGGACAAAUUCAAACGAUAUACUACGGCGACGACAAGUACUGGGGGGUGGAAGCUACGCACACUUAUGAAUUCAUAGUCGAGUGCAAAGUACCUGGUGGGGAUCAUACCCUCACUGAAUACGCUGUUGUGUUUCUGCAGCGAGCGUCCUUUGGAAUUUCCAUUCAUUG